Cyclospora cayetanensis is the source of this 1422-nucleotide messenger RNA. RefSeq names its product probable protein phosphatase 2C 67. Gene Ontology annotation, molecular function: protein serine/threonine phosphatase activity. The annotation marks the transcript as partial. The transcript is spliced from 6 exons. Gene Ontology annotation, biological process: protein dephosphorylation. The record is from RefSeq and is a predicted model, not a curated record. Lineage: Eukaryota; Apicomplexa; Conoidasida; Eucoccidiorida; Eimeriidae.
CUGCAGCAACUCGUGAAGCAGCCUCGAAGUGCAUGGUCGCUGUCUGUACAGCCCACACAACUGGCUCUGCAGCACUUAGGCCUUGCAGCCGGUGUUUCCCAAGUGGCUGCAAACAGCCCUGUUGAGGACAGAGCGCUCAUCGCCAAUGUCAGCGCUGUCGCUGCUGGUGCCACGGGAGCCGCAACACCCGCUGGUUUCGCUGCUACACAGAAUCAGCAGGAGCUCCUCGCGCAGCGGAUUUUUCCAGAGGCCGCAGCCACUGGGGCUGCUGCUGCCGCAGGCACCUCCUCUGACACACCCCCACCAGGUGCUGCCGUCGUGCAAUCCGUUCAGCUGGCAAUUCGCUCGAAGGAGGGAAACCUGCAACGGCCUUGCUGCCUCGUUGCCAUCGUGGACGGCCAUGGCGGUCCUGAAGUCGCUGAAUACGUUCACGCGGAACUCCCACGCUUUGUGGCUGCUGAACUGGCAGCAACAGGCGAUCCCGGCGAUUUGGAAAUGAUGGAAAAAGCACUUAGUCGCGCCUUUUGCCGCCUGGUUGGAGCCUGCUGCAUUGCCUUGCUUUUUACAGAAAAGGGAGUGGUUGUCGCCAACAGCGGCGAUUGCAUGGCUGUCCUGCAGCGCAAAGGCAGAAGCAGUAGGAAGAACGAGGAGGGGCCAGAAGUGGUUGAGCUCAAUGUGCAGCACAAUGCAAACUCGCCAGAGGAGAGGCGGCGUCUGCAGCAACUGCACCCCCUUGAGGAUGACGUCGUGAUUUGCAAGAGAGAAUGGCAGGAGCCGCGGAAGCCCCAAAACAAGUUUCAUUUCUUACUGAACAGCCUUGGCCUCCUCGGGAGCGAGACGCAGCGCAGCGCUUGCUACGUGAAGGGCCGUCUGCAGCCAACUCGCGUCUUCGGGGACUUUUCCUUGAAGGAUGAGAAGUACUGGCAGGAGCUGCAGAGAGGCAGGCGUCGACGUUCCCCCGGCAGCAGCAGCACUGCCACCAACGCUGCAGCACCGACAAGAACGAGCUCCGAGAAAGCGCCUCAGGAAGUCUUUUCCUUUCCGUAUGUUGUUGUAGAACCCCAAACGAAAAGUUUUCCAAGACUAGGCAACGAAGAGUUUGUAGUCGUUGGCACGGAUGGCGUUUGGGACUUUUUGACGCCUCGUGAAGCAGCCGCUAUUGUCCGGAGUUCCCUAGAAGCCAGCGGCAGCCUGAUGAACGGCAUGGGCUCAUCGGAAGCGGCUCAGCAGGCGGCUGACGCAGUGGUGCACGAAGUGCUACGGCGCGCUGCAGAAGAAGCGGGCACUUCCGUCGAGGCAAUCCUCUCUGCUCCGCCCAAGCAGAGAAGACGACUCUAUGACGAUACCACAGCGGCCAUUAUUCUGAUGAACACGACAGCCCUCGAAAAGGCUCCGCAGCAAGAAAUUUUAGCCCGGCUCUAG